Messenger RNA from Gongylonema pulchrum, 351 nucleotides. Lineage: Eukaryota; Metazoa; Nematoda; Chromadorea; Rhabditida; Gongylonematidae. The record is from the annotation of a GenBank genome assembly.
UUGUUUGGUAAUGCAACUUUUUUCUGCAGUCGUGUUUAUGGUAUUCGCGAAGAGUGGCCAGCAAAAACUGCAAAUUACACAAAUAACUUGGCCAAAUUUGUCGACCAGUGCAAUAAAUCGUGGAGAAAUCGUCUGAAAAAAAUUGGACAAAUUCCGGAAUUGAAAACUUUACAGCGCAAUCGAUGGCCAAAUCGAGCGAACAAAGUAAUGAAAGAAUUAAUUGACUGCAUGAAAAACGUUUCUACUCAGCCUGUCGAAAAAUGCGAAACACCACAUCGUUGCCUUUCUGCCAUCACCACCAUCAAAGAAAGCGAGUGGAUUAUUCCGCAAUCAACCUGGGUCGUUUUGUAG